AUGACGUCAAACAGCAUCAUCAAGCUUUCGUGCAUCAUUAAUUUUAUUGAUGAUAAAAAAAUAUUUUCCAAAGGAGAAAAUUCUUUUGAAUGUGGGUAUGUCAAAAGUUUUAAUUACAUACCUGAUGUAGGUAUACUUAGUGGUCAAGUGCACGCAAGUAUGAAAAAUAAAUUGUAUGAUGUUAAGAUAUUUUUCAAAGAUAAAAAUAUUGAACAUGCCAGCUGUAUAUGUCCGACAGGUUUGACAAAAUGCCAUCAUAUGGUUUCACUUCUUUUACAUGGUCAUAAUAAUAUAUCUGUAACUGAUAUAUCAUGCAGCUGGUCAAAAAAAUCUGUAAGAGAAAAUGAUGAAGUACAGUAG
Macrosiphum euphorbiae (potato aphid) is the source of this 360-nucleotide messenger RNA. The record is from the annotation of a GenBank genome assembly. Lineage: Eukaryota; Metazoa; Arthropoda; Insecta; Hemiptera; Aphididae.